CGACGCCCGCCGAAAAAUCUUCUUCCCUCAUCACAAACACAUCCGCGCGACCUUCUGCACCGCCCCGUCGACCGAGCCGUGAAUCAACCCAGACCGUCACCUUUGACGAAUCUGUGCAGCAGUCCCCGUCUGCUAGGAGGAGAAGCAUCAGCAACAAGUACAAAGUCCUCCGCAACAGCGACGAUACUACGAGUUUUGCCGUUCCCUCAGCUGCCAACGCGCCCAGAACGCCAGGCACCGAAACCCCAGUUGCAGUCAUCGUCACUCCAAGCUACCUCGCGCCCCCCGUUGUUUCUGCCAACGCGCCUCUACAUCCCUCGCAUCUCAUCGAGGUGGAAACUACGUCAUCGCUAGGCGACGACUUCGAGAGCAGCAGCAUGGCCGAAGCUGCGCGCAAGAUUUGGGUCACGAGGCCCAAAGCCUCUGCCACGCUCGUCACCAUCAGUCCCAACGAUCUCGUUGACGAUGCACGCGACAUGAUUCUGCGAAAAUACGCAAACUCGCUGGGCAAGACGUAUGACUCGCCUGAUCUUACUCUUUACCUCAAAACCCGCACCGGCUUCUCUCGUGUGAUGGGCCCCGAGGAGCACAUGGGCACCGUUUUGGAGGAGUUCUUCCCCAAUGGACAAAUGGUCGAAGAGGCCUUCAUCAUCGACAUUCCUCGCAACGUCCCAACUCCUAGGCCCUCUCCACGGGCGCCGCUUCCUCCUGUUUCCGGUUCUGCCUCGGCAGCUUACUAUGCCGACGAUGUGCGUCCAUCCGAGUCUGGCGAGGGAUACUUUCCUCCAGUUGUUGGCACCGCGACGUCACCCCGUCUUCCCACCAAGCACCCCAACGCAUCCAUCCCGCAUUCCAUGGCCGUCAUCAACUCUGGCCACCUUCCCAACAUUCCAUCUCCUGGCGCCUCCAAGCGCGCGCAUAGGGAUCGCGAAAACCAUACUCCUUCGCCCGUCGUGCACAAUGGAGGCGUUGCUCCCAAUCCUGCCUCGUUCCACCCCACGCGACAUUCUCACUCGCGAACGCACUCGAGCUCGUCCGAGCACAUUGCGGUGCAUCCGAACAGCACCAUGCCCAGAUCACCGGGCCAUGAGAUUGUCGCUGCGGCACGAAUGGGUCCAGGCACUCCUCCUUCUCCUCCCCAGCGGCUGGUGUCUCCUCACUUACCCGCCGCGCGCCUCAAGAAGAGCAAGAGAGGCCAGACGCAGCAGCAGGAAUACAUUCAAAACCCUCCCCCGCCCGCGUUGAAUGCCAAAGUACCUCCCAUCAGUGUCCUUAUUGUGGAAGACAACCCUAUCAAUUUGAAGCUGCUUGAAGCGUUUGUCAAAAGACUCAAGGUGCGCUGGCAAACGGCCAUGAAUGGCCGUGACGCGGUGAAGAAAUGGAGGACUGGUGGCUUCCAUCUUGUCCUGAUGGACAUCCAGCUGCCCGGGAUGAAUGGAUUGGAGGCGACGAGGGAGAUUCGCCGGCUGGAGCGGAUCAAUGGCAUUGGCGUCUUUUCUAACGCGCCCGCUGAAGAGGCACUCCCCGAAGAGCCGACCGAAGAGGAUCGCCUGGAGGGUCUGGCCAAGUUCAAGAGUCCCGUUAUCAUCGUGGCUCUGACGGCCAGCUCUCUCCAGAGUGACAGACACGAAGCUCUGGCGGCUGGUUGUAAUGAUUUCUUGACCAAGCCUGUCAACUUUGUUUGGCUCGAGCGCAAGGUCAUGGAAUGGGGCUGCAUGCAAGCACUCAUUGACUAUCAAGGCUGGCGAGAGUGGAAGCAAUACUCCGCCAAGGCAGAGGCGAUGGAGGCUGCCAACAAGCGAGCGCAGGCGUUUAAGAAACAGUCGAGAAAGAAUCGCACUCAAAUGUCGGAAUCGUGAAGAUGCAGUGGUUUAUACCGGAGUCUAGGACUUGCUUUUCUCUUUCUUUUCCCUUUCCUUUUCUUCAUACUGGACGAGGGGCAACCCGCGGGAAGAGGAUUUUAUUCAAAUGCAUGGUAAAAAAAAAAAGGAAGGCUCACAGGAGGGAUGGAUCUGCGCUGAAUUUGCUAGCCCUUUGCUAAUUCUUAUUUUUUCUUUGUUCUGGAACGGACGGAUGACGAACAACACUUUAUACUUUUCUCAUUUCAUAUUUUCCUCUCAUGGUCGGCAUGGCCCUGCCCAUCAGCAAUGAUGGUGGAGCGGCAGAGCACCCUGAGUGCCAGAUACACACAGUUACUUGCUUCUUCUUUUUUUUGGCGUCGUUGCACACGAGUGGCGGCGAGUUUAAUAUACGGGAAUACCUUUUG
This is a messenger RNA of Trichoderma atroviride IMI 206040, 2266 nucleotides long. The record is from RefSeq and is a predicted model, not a curated record. Lineage: Eukaryota; Fungi; Ascomycota; Sordariomycetes; Hypocreales; Hypocreaceae.